Messenger RNA from Nicotiana attenuata, 1323 nucleotides. Its product is annotated as biotin carboxyl carrier protein of acetyl-CoA carboxylase, chloroplastic-like. The record is from RefSeq and is a predicted model, not a curated record. Bases 85 to 1047 code for a protein of 320 amino acids. The transcript has 6 exons. Gene Ontology annotation, cellular component: acetyl-CoA carboxylase complex. Gene Ontology annotation, biological process: fatty acid biosynthetic process. NCBI's taxonomy places the organism in Eukaryota, Viridiplantae, Streptophyta, Magnoliopsida, Solanales, Solanaceae. Gene Ontology annotation, molecular function: acetyl-CoA carboxylase activity.
UUCACUUAGCCAUUAUCUCCACACUCUCUCUUUGGUUUCAUCGACGCACUCUGUUUUCCUCUCUCUCUGAAUAUCGGCGAGCAAAUGACGACGUCGUUCGGAACAACGGCGACGCCGACAACGACGGCCUCAGCUUCACCGGCAGUGUUUCCGGCCAAAAAUGCCCCGAAGUCUUUAACUUUAUUACCGUUCUGCCAUCAUCGCCGUUACAAUCCUUCACGUUCCAAAUUAUCCUUACGGUUUGCUACAGCGCCCAAACUCCAAUUCUCCUGUAAGGGGUUGCAAACUAGUCGGAAUCAUUCAGCUGUAGUAAGAGCCCAAUUGAAUGAGGUAAGAUUCUUUCAGUGGUUUUCAUUGGAGGAAAUUCUUUCAAAUGUUGUGUCAUUUGUGAAAAACCUUUUGGAGCCAUCUGUUGCCUUCAAGGUUGCUGUUGGUGGAUCUUCAAAUGAUGCAGCUACUCCAAUUACCCAGUCGGAAGAGGUGAAAUCGCCAAGUGAGACUUCAUCAGCAACUUCGGUAUCGGAAGAAUCAAUAUCUAACUUUAUUAGCCAAGUUUCAAGCCUUGUCAAGCUAGUUGAUUCUAGGGAUGUUGUGGAGCUGCAUUUAAAACAGCUUGAUUGUGAAAUUUUAAUCCGUAAGAAGGAGGCACUACCACAACCACCGCCUCCUGCCCCUGCACACACCCCACUUCUACAAUCAUAUCAUGUUCCAUCUGUACAAUCUAGCCCACCUCCUGCACCUGCACCUGCUGCUCCUCCAGUUCAAAUCCCUGCACCUUCUCCAGCUGCAGCAAAGCCAUCUGACUCAUCUGUUCCGCCACUCAAAUGCCCAAUGGCAGGGACAUUCUAUCGAAGUCCAGGACCUGGUGAACCACCAUUUGUGAAGGUUGGUGACAAAGUGCAGAAGGGUCAAGUUCUUUGCAUUAUUGAAGCAAUGAAAUUGAUGAAUGAAAUAGAGGCUGAUCAAUCAGGAACCAUCAUUGAUAUCCUUGCUGAAGAUGGCAAGCCUGUCAGUGUUGAUAUGCCUCUGUUUGUCAUCAAACCUUAGAAUUGUUCGAGUAAGACCCAGUAAACAAUAAGCAGAGAAACUUGGAAGGUGCUUUGGUUCUGUGAGAUUUUGCAGUAUUUCAGUUGUGAUGGCAUGAUUACAAUGAACGACAAUGAGGGAGUGGAUGAGCCUUGCUGAACUCAUUAGGAGAAUUUUAUUUAACCCUGGGUUAUUCUUUGACAUUUUAUGAAUACUGGCUUACUUUUUCCCAGUCCUUUAACACAUAUCAUGUGACGAGGUGAUUAAGUAAAUUAAGGAUUUUGUGCAGUUGGAUUA